Amphimedon queenslandica is the source of this 1217-nucleotide messenger RNA. RefSeq names its product endophilin-B1-like. The record is from RefSeq and is a predicted model, not a curated record. NCBI's taxonomy places the organism in Eukaryota, Metazoa, Porifera, Demospongiae, Haplosclerida, Niphatidae. Gene Ontology annotation, cellular component: cytoplasm. The coding region runs from base 51 to 1091 and encodes 346 amino acids. Gene Ontology annotation, molecular function: protein binding. The transcript is spliced from 8 exons.
UUGUUAAUAACUAUUAAUAACUAUUAAUAACUGUUAAUAAUUGGAACAAAAUGGCGGAUUCUUCUGGAGGAGAAGAAAGGCAGCCACCUGGUGAGGUACUGAAUGAGAAGUUUAGCGCUUUUGUGAAGUUUGCAUCAACUUCAAUAACAAGAGCCAAACAAUUCACUGUUGAGAAGUUAGGAAGAGCCGAGAGUGUCACUAGUUAUGAUGAUCAGUUCGAGAGCUUAAGUGUGAAAAUUGAUCAGAUCAAAUUAAACACAGAACGAAUCAUUGACACACUAGAAUCAAUGAUUCAACCUAACCCAAAUAUACGACUGGAGGAGGCAGUGUACAGUAAACUGGACCGAGUUCAACCUCACCGAUCAACAGGACAUGAGCUGUUGGGGGUGGAGCUUUCUAGAGCCGGAAAUGAGUUUGGACCAGAAACACAAUAUGGAGGGUACCUGGUGAGGUGUGGGGAGGUGGAGAGUAAGAUUGGAUUAGCCGAAAGACGCUAUCAGAACACAAUAAAGACUGAUGUACUGACACCACUGAAGGCUUUCCUUGAAGUGGAUUUAAAGACACUUUUAAGAGAAAAGAGAAACCUGGUUGUGUUACGAUUGGAUCUUGAUGCUGCUAAGGCGCAGGCUAAGAAAGCUCAAGGAGACAAAGUAUCACAAGCUGAAUCCAACCUGAGGUCCAUUCAAGCCGAUUAUGAUAGUAAAAUGGAGAAAGUUCGUGGGAGUAUGGAACGGAUAGUGCAGACUCAUGUCAACAACAUGGGCCACAUCAAGGGGUACAUAUCAACUUUGAAGUCGUAUUAUACCGACUGUAUGACCUACCUGGAUGACAUUGGGACUGAAAUGUCCCCUCCUGUCGUUACCAGUAGUGAUAAUGAGGAUAUUCUCUCUCAUUAUGAUGUUGAUAAAAGUGAGGCAAAGAAGGCUAGAGUCCUUUAUGAUUAUGAAUCAGAGGAAACUGACAAUCACUUGUCAUUACUUAUUGAUCAGGUUAUCACAGUGUAUCCAUUGAAAGAUGAUGGUGAUUAUUAUUUAGCUCAAGUUGGUGACACCAUUGGGAAGGUCCCUGCUGCUUAUCUUGAACUAAUUUGAUUUUUAUAAAAAUUAUAAUUAAUAAUGAGCUUGCCAUUUUGAGUGAAAAUACUUUGAAUUUUAUAGUGAGUUUGUGUGUGAAUUAUGAAUUUAAUUAUGUGAUGUAAGGCACACAUGACAACCGUU